Eurypyga helias (sunbittern) is the source of this 1500-nucleotide messenger RNA. RefSeq names its product protein phosphatase, EF-hand calcium binding domain 1 (gene PPEF1). Bases 1 to 1500 code for a protein of 499 amino acids. Gene Ontology annotation, cellular component: cytosol; nucleus. Gene Ontology annotation, molecular function: protein serine/threonine phosphatase activity; calcium ion binding. The transcript is spliced from 11 exons. NCBI's taxonomy places the organism in Eukaryota, Metazoa, Chordata, Aves, Eurypygiformes, Eurypygidae. The record is from RefSeq and is a predicted model, not a curated record.
AUGUUUCUGUUUGCUGUAGGAGAUUUGCAUGGAAACCUAGAUGAUCUUUUGCUGAUAUUCUACAAGAAUGGUCUGCCUUCAGAACAAAACCCUUAUGUCUUUAAUGGUGAUUUUGUUGACAGAGGGAAAAAUUCUAUGGAAAUACUUAUAAUCCUGUUUGCAUUUCUUCUUAUCUACCCCAAUGAUUUACACUUGAAUAGAGGAAACCAUGAAGAUUACAUCAUGAACCUGAGAUAUGGCUUCACAAAAGAAGUUUCAAAGAAGUACAAGGACCACGGGAAACAGAUUUUGUGUCUUCUGCGUGAAGUCUUUAGCUGGCUUCCCCUCGCCACUAUAGUUGAUAGCAAAGUUCUUAUCCUACACGGAGGGAUUUCAGACACCACAGAUUUGGAUUUCCUGAAUACACUUGAGAGAAAUAAGUUGAAGUCUUUGAUGCGGCCACCGAAGUCAGUGACAGAUAGACAGGACCAAGUGAAGGAGAAUAUUCCCACCACCAGACCCAGUAAACACAUUGCCAACCAGAACGUUGCAGGGAAAAGGCAACGCAUCUCUUCAUCGGGCUCCACUGAGCCUUCAGGCUCAAAUUUGCCUCCAGACCCCGCCCUGAAGGAAUGGAAACAAAUCCUUGACAUUCUCUGGAGUGAUCCAAGAAGCCAAAAUGGCUGUACACCGAACAAGUGCCGAGGAGGAGGUUGUUACUUUGGCCCUGAUGUCACUGCCAAGCUGUUUGAAAGGUAUAAUCUGAAGAUGCUCAUCAGGUCUCAUGAAUUUAAGCCAGAAGGUUAUGAGAUCAGUCAUGAUGGGAAGGUUAUCACUAUAUUUUCUGCUUCUAACUAUUACGAAGAGGGGAGCAACCGGGGAGCAUACAUCAAACUGAAUCCUGAACUGAUCCCUCGGUUCGUACAGUAUCGAGUCAGCAAGCACACACGCAGGCAGAAUCUUCAGGAGAGGGUGGGUACAAUUGAGUCAUCUGCCUUAAAGUCCUUACGAGAGAAGAUUUAUGCUCACAGGUCUGAACUCACUAGUGCUUUUGCGCAGUAUGACCUCAACGGCACAGGCAAGAUUUCUGUCAAUGACUGGGCUGCGGCGAUGGAGUCUGUCCUACAGCUGGAACUGCCCUGGAGGAUGCUGCGGUCUCAGCUAGCACAGACGAACCCAGACGGAGAAGUUGACUUCAUGUCAUGUUUUUACGAUUUGAAAAUAGGUCAACCUAAUAAAGAGGUUCAGCCAGCUCUGGUGGAAACACUGUGCAGAUACAGAAAGGAUCUGGAGAUCAUCUUUAACAUCAUCGACAAAGAUCACUCAGGCUUGAUUUCUUUUGAGGAGUUUGGCCAGACAUGGAAGCUCUUCACUUCUCACCUGGGCAUCGAUGUGUAUGACGAGUCCCUCGACAAGUUAGUCCUCAGCAUAGACCACAACAAAGAUGGCCACAUUGACUUCAGUGAAUUUUUAGAGGCCUUUCACGUGGUUCACAGACUAGAGAAAAAGGCAAACUCAUGA